Catharus ustulatus (Swainson's thrush) is the source of this 659-nucleotide messenger RNA. RefSeq names its product mediator complex subunit 31 (gene MED31). The coding region runs from base 101 to 478 and encodes 125 amino acids. Gene Ontology annotation, cellular component: core mediator complex; mediator complex. Gene Ontology annotation, biological process: regulation of transcription by RNA polymerase II. Gene Ontology annotation, molecular function: transcription coregulator activity. NCBI's taxonomy places the organism in Eukaryota, Metazoa, Chordata, Aves, Passeriformes, Turdidae. The transcript is spliced from 4 exons. The record is from RefSeq and is a predicted model, not a curated record.
CGGCGACGGCCGCUGCGUUCCCGGUGUGCUUUGCGUUGCGCUCCGCCCGACCGCCGGCAGGAGGGGGCGCUCGCCGCCGUGGGGUGUGCGCGCCCCGGACAUGGACGCAGAUGAUACAGGAAAUCGACUUCGAUUCCAGUUGGAGCUGGAGUUUGUUCAAUGUCUGGCAAAUCCAAAUUACCUCAACUUUCUUGCACAAAGAGGUUACUUCAAAGAUAAUGCUUUUGUAAAUUACCUUAAAUAUUUACUUUAUUGGAAAGAACCUGAAUAUGCAAAAUACCUGAAGUAUCCUCAAUGUUUGCAUAUGCUAGAGCUGCUCCAGUAUGAACAUUUCCGCAAAGAACUGGUCAACGCUCAAUGUGCCAAAUUUAUUGAUGAGCAACAGAUCCUCCACUGGCAGCACUAUUCACGGAAAAGGAUGCGCCUCCAGCAGGCACUGGCAGAGCAGCAGCAACAAAAUAACACCUCUGUAAAAUGAAAAGCACCUGGAGUAGUGAUGAUAAGGUGUACUUUGUGCUAGUGAAGUAUUUACAGGAGUGGAGUAAACCCUUGUAAGUUUGACUCUGGAUGUAUGUCCCUUUUAUUUGAAUUUUUCAAGUGACUGUGGUUGUUUUUGUUUCAUCAACUCUUUUUAAAGACUAAUAAACACCUGGAAUUUA